AUGAUUGGACAAGAAUUUUUGGAGAAAAUUGGUUUACAAAAAGGAGAGCCAGUACCUUCAUAUGAGCUGAACAAAACUACAAUACGAGUGCUCCAUGAUCUGAUGCAGAAAAAUAGGUCUAUAGAUGAGGAUACACAGCUUGUGAUCGCAGACCUACGGCAGAAAACACAGGAAUAUAAUGCUGAAGCCGGAAGACUGGAGCAUGUCCUGAAAGGCGUUGGCCUGACCUCCUCCGUGUUGUCACAGUCGGGGGUAAUGAGCCUGAGAACUCUGGCUAAUGUUGCCUUACUUCUACAGAUCAAGGAUAUAUCUGAUACCAAUUAUAUGCUGGCUUUACAAGCCCUGCAAGAUGAACUGUACAAAACAGAGGAAAGUUAUCGCCAAGAACAGACAACUCUGCAGGAUCUCAGGGACAAAUCUAAGAAUGCUCUCCAGAAAUAUAAUACUAUCAAAAGGAGCCUAGCUGUGCUACAGCAACAGGCCAAGAGUCAACACCCAGAGAUGGCGGGAAAGGCAAAAGAAACAGUCUUCUCACGUAGCAAAGCCAAAGAGUACAAGGAAAAGAUUAGUCAACUCCAGAAAGUCUUAUCUAGUACUGGAGUAGAUUCCUCUGUUUAUCACAGAGAACUUGUUCACAAGUCCGAG
Messenger RNA from Pecten maximus, 645 nucleotides. RefSeq names its product HAUS augmin-like complex subunit 1. Gene Ontology annotation, cellular component: HAUS complex; cytosol. The annotation marks the transcript as partial. The record is from RefSeq and is a predicted model, not a curated record. Lineage: Eukaryota; Metazoa; Mollusca; Bivalvia; Pectinida; Pectinidae. Gene Ontology annotation, biological process: centrosome cycle; spindle assembly. The transcript has 6 exons.